AUGAGGGAUCGACACGGAUCAACCAGAUUGGUUUCCUCCUCGAAUUCCACUUCUUUGACAACAACCAUAAUGUCAUUCCAAAAAGCAUCAUCUCAACAACAACCUUCAUCAUCACCUCCUCUCAAAUAUUUAUUCUAUAAAAUCAAUCAUCUCAGUAAAUUGAAUGGAUCUUCAACAUUGGUCGUCACAUUACCUUCCAAUCAAUCCGAUAUGAAGAUGCAAAAUUCAAGUCACUCUUCACGUCAUGAACAAUUUCUAGUUCCUAUGGAUGAUCAUGAAUAUGAUGAUUACAUUCUUUAUAAUGAUGAUGAUGGUGGAGAUGGAGGUGAUGACACUGUGGAUGAUGCCAUGACGAUGAUGGAUGAUCAAUAUGAUGAUGAUCAUCAAUUAUUGUUAAUUGGUGUGAAAAAUGAAUUUAGAGAUGUGAUGGAUGUUUCGAGAAUUAAAUGUAUCUUCUCAGAGAAUGAAUCUACUUUUAUUGUCAUGGAGGAUGACUCGAUAUGGGUGGCAGGAAGUGAUAAUUCCAAUUAUCAAUUAGGACUAGGUCACAACCAACCACUCACACAAAUACCAACACUAAUACCAUCCUUUACAAGUCAUCAUGAAAAGAUUAAAAAGAUUUCCAUACUCAUCGGGAGUACUGUGUUUUUAACAGAAAAUGGAAAUGUCUAUGCAUGUGGAAUUGAUUAUUACACUUCAGAUUAUCAUUGCAAUGCAAAUCAUACAAUCAAUCAUCAUCAUGUCUUUUCCUCUCCAACUCUCAUCUUUACAAAUAUUCAAAACAUUUCAUCACACACACAAGACUAUCUUGUCAUGAUUACCAAAGAUUUUGAAUUGAUGAUUUGUGGAAGAAUCAAACAAGUCACACGAUCCAUGAUGAUAGAAUCACAUGGAAUGCAAGAAGAUCAACCAUGUGUCAUCACGAAUAAUACUCGACCCAUUACCUUUCCAGGAAGUGAACAAUUAUCAAGUCAUCAUGAUACAACUAAUAAUAAUCAUCACAAUGCAACAAAUAAUAAUCAUCACAAUGCAACGAAUACUAAUCAUCACAAUAAUCAUACUAGUUUCAUUGAUGAUCAAAUGCUACCCAUUCAUUUUGGAACAUGUACAACACUACCAAGAGAAUUUGUUAUCAAAAUAUCAUGUCAUGGAAGAAGCUUGAUGAUUUUAACUAAUUUAGGUAAUAUCUAUGUGUAUGGAGAAAAUACAUGUGGUAAAUUUGGAAUAAUAGCUAAUAAUAUUGCUAACUCAAAUGACUCUAACCAUUCAGAAUUCAUAGAUACAUUGACAAGACAAGAUUAUUUUCAAAAUCAAUCUCUUCAAAUCAUUGAUAUUGAAUGUUCAGAUCGAAAUUGUUAUUUUCUCACCAAUUGUGGAACUGUAUAUUGUAGUGGAGAAUUUAUACUUCUCACACACUAUGUGACUGAAUUACUUCAUAAUGAUUUAUUUAUUGCAGAUCGAGGUAAAAUUAUGAAAAGAAAUGGAAGUAUUGUUUCUCGAUAUGUCUCUCAAUAUUAUAAUGAAUUUUUCUAUCGAAUGGAUCAUUUUGAUUUUUUAAUUGAUGGAAAAAUUAUAACCGUAUUGAAAAGUGCCAUUUAUCCAAUGGAUAUAUUCAGUAAGGCUCAAUUGUUGGAUCCUUAUUUUGUUUCUCAUUCUAUUGCUAGUAGUGUGAAAAAGAGUCUUGUUGAUAGUUGUUGUUCCAAUGAUCAUCAUGGAUCAUUAGUGAAUCACAAGAGUUCAAUUUCUACGAAUUCAACUAGUUUUAAUUCUUCAAAUUCAAUUACUUCUACUACUUUCAAUUCUACUUCUACUACUAUUGGUAUGACUUCAAAUGCUUCUACUACAUCUAUCACUUCAAAUUCUACUCCUCCCAAUGUAACACAAGUGAAUCAACAUUCACACUCCAAAAAGAGUAGUAUUAUUCAUUCUUCAAAAUCUACUUCAAAACUCUCUGAAAUUACCUACAAGAAAUUACUUGAUUUUUUUAAUUCACUCUCUUUAUAUCAAAUGAUUUUAGGAGAUUAUGAUUUGAAACAUUUUGAAUCUUAUUUUAAAGCAAGUUCUUCAGAUGCUUACAAUGCACAACAAAUUCAAUUACAACAAUUAUGGAUUGAUAAAUAUACCUUUGUGUCAGCAGCAAUAGCAACAACAUCCAAUACUAGUAGUAAUACUAUUAGUAAUACUAGUUCAUUACAAGAGGAUUCCUUCUUACGUGGAGUGAAACAACGACUCAAAGAAUUUCUCACUACUCAUCAUUCCAAUUUAAUUUCUUCACAUCAUCAAUUCUAUGUACAUUAUAUUCAUAUUAAGAAAUUCUUUCAAAAUGCAACCACGAUCAAUGAAUUAAUAUUUACCUUAAUGAUUUGUUUUGAAAAGAAUAUUACAGUAGCUAUAGAAGCAUUUAUUCAGAAUUUACAAGAUACCAUCUUGCAGAGUGUGAAUGAAGAUCGACAUGAUCAAUAUGGUGGUGGUGGCAACAUUCCAUGUUCACCUUCUUCGGUAAUGGCCAACUCAACGAACAUGACUCUUCAGUUGUUGCAUACAAGGAAUAAGAUGAAUAUGAAUACUACUACCAACACUACUACUACCAGUACUACAAGUACUACUACUACCAACACUUUCUUCUCAACAGUUCCCUCUAAUUAUGAUGAACUUCAUAAAAUGGUCAUUGAUGCCUUUGGAUUGGUCGAUCGUAAACAAUUACCACCACCUGCCACAUUUGGAAGAAAGAAAAUAGCAAAGAAUGAUGGUCGAUUAUUGGGAUUUGGAUCUGCUGUUGGAGACCAGUGUGUCGAUGAUUGUCAUGAAUUUGGAUCGAUUGCAAUGAUCAAUGACAAGUAUUAUUCGUAUCUUUCUCAAAAACCUGUCGAACCAUUCACUUUUGUGUUUGUGUGUGGAAUAUUAGCAGCGAUCAAAUUAUUAUUGAAAAGUGAUCGAGUGAAAACACCUGAUGCUAAAAUAUCCAAAGAUGAAUUGAUUGCAUUUCAAACUUCAAUGAAUGCUAUUCGUGAUCAUCUUCGUGAACAUUUAGAAUUUAACAAAACAUCAUCCUCGACCAAAAAGAAACCAAAUAUAGUGAGUGGAGGUCUAAAGAAUUUCGACUCAUUCUCUAUACCAUGA
Naegleria lovaniensis is the source of this 3120-nucleotide messenger RNA. RefSeq lists its product as uncharacterized. The coding region runs from base 1 to 3120 and encodes 1039 amino acids. NCBI's taxonomy places the organism in Eukaryota, Heterolobosea, Eutetramitea, Acrasida, Naegleriidae. The record is from RefSeq and is a predicted model, not a curated record. The transcript has 4 exons.